CCACUCCUUUAUGUAUAUCGCGACAGCCGCCAACAUGGUGAAACACGGCCACAGUGGCAUCCGCGCUAUGCUGAUGUGUGCAGUGCUGACCCAAGAACUCGUUAUCAGUGUGCAGACAUUCUGUGCGCGCAGCCAGAGGUGCGUCGUCAUCCACCAGUGUGCAGCCUAUCAGACGAGGGAGCAGAUUCUGAGACACCGGCCGAGACCCUGUGGGUUCGUUGGUGUGGUGCCGCUUGUUUGCUGUGACACUGACCAGGUAUUGUAUGCGACGUUCAAUGUGCUACCGUCAUUAGACAUAUGCGGAAAGACGCGUCGCAACGUUCGACGAAAGGUCAAACGCCAGACGUUUUCUCAAGGCCAGAGUUCGGCAGACCUCUUUCAUCCGUCGACGGGUGGUGGGCUUGUGGCCGGUGGCAUCGGAGGCAUUGACGCCAUUGUUGGCAAGUGGCCGUGGAUGGUGCUGUUCGGCCGGUGGACAGACGCCGGUCUGGGCGACUGGUUCUGCGGCGGCACCCUCAUCACCGACCGGCACGUGCUCACGGCCGCCCACUGUCUGCGACCAGAGGAGGCCGACACUAUCGGCGCGCGCAUCGGCGACAACGACCUGAACCGGCUGGACGAGGUGGAGCACCAGCAGCGGAACGUCUCUGGCAUCGUGCGCCACCCGCAGUACGUGGGCGCGCAGAACGACCUGGCCGUGGUGCGGCUGGCGGCGCCCGCCACUGUCACCAGGGACGUGUCACCCAUCUGUCUGCCGCCGGCCGGCGCCGAUCACGUCGGACGAGACGUGGAAAUGGCCGGCUGGGGUCUGCUCGAGUUCGAUGGGGAAGCCUCGGACAUUCUGCAGGAGGUGGCCCUGCGCGUGGCCGACACGGCCGUCUGCGAGACCGCCUAUCGGCGCGUGCCGCAGUUCGAGCGCCGUUUCCCGGGCGGCUUCCAGGGCACGGUGGUGUGCGCUGAGAGCCGGGACGGCGAGCCGCGCGACGCGUGCCGCGGCGACUCGGGCGGUCCGCUGAUGGUGCGUUUGGCGGACGACACCUACCAGCUGGUGGGCGUGGUCUCCGCCGGCUUUGGCUGCGGCAACCCCGAGUUCCCCGGACUGUACACCAGGGUGUCGGCUUACAUCUACUGGAUCGUAGGACAGCUCAUGUGAUCUAGGGUCUGUAUUGUGAUCAAAAUUGAUAUCUUUGGUUUCA
This is a messenger RNA of Amphibalanus amphitrite, 1196 nucleotides long. RefSeq names its product venom protease-like. Gene Ontology annotation, biological process: proteolysis. The coding region runs from base 11 to 1153 and encodes 380 amino acids. NCBI's taxonomy places the organism in Eukaryota, Metazoa, Arthropoda, Thecostraca, Balanomorpha, Balanidae. Gene Ontology annotation, molecular function: serine-type endopeptidase activity. The record is from RefSeq and is a predicted model, not a curated record. The transcript has a single exon.